Messenger RNA from Nematocida homosporus, 843 nucleotides. RefSeq lists its product as uncharacterized. Bases 1 to 843 code for a protein of 280 amino acids. NCBI's taxonomy places the organism in Eukaryota, Fungi, Microsporidia. The record is from RefSeq and is a predicted model, not a curated record. The transcript has a single exon.
AUGUCUCAGAUAGCUGAAACUCAAGAAUUAUUAUCACAAUCUCAAAUCAAGAAAAAUGAACCAAAGACAAUAUUUGAACUAUUUUCAUUGAUAAGUGAUGGAAGUACAGUUCAUCCAUUAAAUGAUAAUCGGAGUUGGAAAGAUGGCAAGUUAAUUAGCUUGGGUGCAUCUACUGGAGCCGAAGCAAAGAAAGGUUGGGUGAUGCCCGAGAUAGUGGAGAAGAAGAUAAUGGAGAAGGAAGAAGAUAUGAUCUGGAUAAAACCAAGUCGUAAGCUAGCGACUUGGGAAGAGUCGACUUCUUUGUUCAUUAGUUUAACACAGUACAUUUGGUGGGGAUUGGGUUGGUACUUUCUGGUGAAGUUAGUCUACGAUGGUUGCAUUGGCAUAGUUGCAACUUAUGGGGUGCCUAGUGAUACGUUUAUAGGAUACAUAGUAGGAACUGGCUUGGUUUUGGGUUUACUUGCUAUUAGUAUGCUAGCAAGAGGAGCUAACUAUCAAAGUUCGAUUCUGGAUGGUUUAUAUAAUGAUAUGAGCUGGUCAUUUAAAUUGAUGUAUAGGGUGGUUGGUACAUGCGUAAUGAUUUUGUUUGCUUAUCUACUGGUAGAAGUUCUAACUGGUAGUUCAGUAACUCUAGUUCAUAAAUCAAUUAUAGUUGGUGUAAUGGUUGGGGUUAGUAUUUUGGCAUGUGUGAGUGAAAUGGCGGUUGUGCUGAAGUGCAAACCGAAUAAGGAAGCCCGAAUUGUGUCACUUUUGUUUUACAUUAUUUUGGUUUUAUUGAUAGGCGUUGGGGCAAUAGUAGCUAUGCACUAUAUGAAUCUGUAUCUGCAAAAGAAUCCCAAUUGA